CCAGAUCGAGCGCUGCGUGUCUUGAUUUCAAUCAAUCUACCACCGAUCACCAUGCGAUCCAGUAGCGCGUUUAUUCUUAGCUAUCUCCUCGCUCUCCUCGGGUCUGCCAUCACCGCAGCUGUUCCUCCCAAUUUGUCCCGCCAGGUGAUAGUCUUCAUUCUGCUGCUUUCGGUCCCGUUUCUCGCCAGCUACGGACUUGCCUCGUUUAUCGGCGCUGCACUGGUGCGUCUUGAUUGAAUAUGGCCCGAUUUGUUUGCCUACGAGAGGAGUUGAGUUGGCUGGGUAAGGGGAUGAGGGACUAAGCCAGCAGAGACCAUGUCUUCACCAGCCUAUCUACUGGUUAUGUCAACAUUGGGGGCCAUUUCUUCCUUAUCAUCACUGCGGCUCGAGGAGCCCACGAGCGGGCAGGUGGACAAGUAAGCGUUGGAACAAGUACAGUUGUCUACUGCACGGGUGGGCUGAGUGUGUGACAGUGGCUGCAGCAAGACUGGGCUGCAGACGCAAAGACUAAACUACUUUGGAGGUAGUGCAAUGCUAGUGCUGACCGGAAUGACUUGAGGGGGUUUUCCGACCACUAAAAAUACAAUGAUUCUCGCAUGGACUCGGU
Aspergillus homomorphus CBS 101889 is the source of this 607-nucleotide messenger RNA. RefSeq lists its product as uncharacterized. Lineage: Eukaryota; Fungi; Ascomycota; Eurotiomycetes; Eurotiales; Aspergillaceae. The record is from RefSeq and is a predicted model, not a curated record. The transcript is spliced from 2 exons. Bases 52 to 237 code for a protein of 61 amino acids.